Molecule: messenger RNA, 1530 nt
Organism: Cantharellus anzutake
Lineage: Eukaryota; Fungi; Basidiomycota; Agaricomycetes; Cantharellales; Hydnaceae
Exons: 3
Coding region: 45-1337 (430 amino acids)
Source: RefSeq, a predicted model, not a curated record
CGGGCCGAUUGGCGCCGUUAUCGCGACUUCUCAAGUCUUCAAAGAUGGAUAUCACAGUUCACCAGUUUGUACAGAAUGACAAGAACCCUGGGAGCUCCAUUAUAGACGACGGGGUCAGCUUGGUUGCUUCUGCAUUCCUUGACCUCCACUCGUGGACGUCUGUAAGUCUUCCAGACACCCAGACUCGACCCCCAAACCCAGAGGUUUCGUUGUGGACGUUACGAGAUGCCCCACCAAUGCCCCCUCGACAGGAUUUGCCACAGAAGCCACGAACGCCAGAGUGGGAUGCGCCGUUUACCGAAGCUGAAGACGAGGGAACGUCCGCUCUCGAGCCUUUUCGGGGCUUGGACGUCAGCUUUCUUGACUCUCUGCCUCGGAAAAGGGCCCCCAUGUUUUCUUUAAAUACUGAUAAACCAUCCAAACGACGGCGAGGAAGCGAAAAGGACGUGUUUCAUCAAAAUCGGCUUGCCACACCAGCUCGAUCAGCUCCAAUAGUCCUUGUCCCUGCGUCUGCCUCCCCUUCCGCUCCAACACAGUCGAGCGCUUCUCGAAUUGAAAUCCUCUCUGCGAGUUCAAUAGUACCAGAGCCCCACGUCAUAUGUUCGCCUGCGCCAUUAUCACUAGCCCAAGGAACAACGAACUACGGGGAAAUACCCAAGCAUCCCAUACAUUCCUUUCUAGGCUCAAUUGAAACCUCCAUCAGCUCACAUCCCCUAGCGCUCCCUUGGGAUGCAAAGUAUGCUCGGGGCUCUUGGUUAAUUCCCGUCAGGGGUCCCCCCGCUCACUCAUUAGCGUCCUGUGGAUGUUUAUUGCCUUCUAUACCUUCGCAGGCUUCCCCUAAGCUACUGGAAUCGACCCACCCACCACCCACUGACGCUAAAGCCAUCCUUUGGACGCCAGAGCUCUUACUGAAAUUCUGGGACUUCCUUAUUUUAAUGCGAGCAAAGGGAGUUCUUGGCCCGAUAGCUAUCUUUCUCGAAAUUGAAGGGCUGGUCCAUCGUCUAAACCCAGGAGUGAGGGGAAACAUUAGCGACCAAAAGGCACCAAGAAUACCGGAAAUCAGCGCUGUCUUUCAGUCUAGCCAGAAUUCUACCUCUUAUAGCGGGGAGCCAAACGAGUGGAUUCGGCUAGUGUGUGAUGGGAAGCAUGCCCUCCGGAUACGCACCAUUCUGGAUAGCUUCAAGGGUAGUUGGCCUUCCCUGACGUCGUCGUCAGGUUCAGACGCGGAUCGCAUGGUCAGUAAAACUCGUGGAAGCGCAAACAGUCGACACCCCAUCAUCAGAGGUUCGCUGCUUGUCUAUACCGAUGAUCUUGGCAGACCGCUUUUUCUUGCGUAGAGAAUUCGAAUUCUGGCCAUUCACUCCACAUCGUUCAAUGUAUUGUUCAGUGCGCAUUCGUUACGCCUUAUCUAUUAUUAUUUAUCUUUUUGCCGCCGCGCCUCAGAGAAAGUUCCCCCUUUUGCUUCCAUAUCGCUAGAUGUAGAGGCCGAAUAAGCCUUCGAGCCACCUUGAUAGUGGGCAUGCUCGGCCA